AUGUUGACUUUGCGUGCCUUGUGUAACCCUGUUUCCAUUUGUUGUUUCACAUUCUCCAUCAACAGAUCUUCUGUUCCUUUUCCUGAAAUAGAUAUUAGAUCUAAAGAUUUCGCCGGAGCUCCAAGAUUAAACUUAAAGAGUAGAGAUGCCUCACAAAAUUUACUCUUAUGUCACUACAUAAAACUCGGAAAAGGAAGAGUAUCCAAAUCAUCUAAACAAGCUUAUGAAUUUUCUGAUUUUCCAUGGCCAUGUUCUGUACAAGAAGAGUAUCCAAAUCAUAAUCAAGUUAUGGAGUAUUUAGAAUCUUAUGCUCUUCAUUUCGGUUUACUCCCAUACAUCAAAUUCAACACCAAGGUUAUCGACAUCAACUAUUGUGUUCAACAAGGCCAAGAUAUGCGUUCUUGGAGUCAUUGGGGUGGUACUGCUACUGAUAACUGUUUCACUAAUCCGAAAGGUAAAUGGGAAGUUACUACUACCUGUGCUGCUGCUGUUCAAGGACACCUAGGCCAAGAUCCCCGAGUAUAUGAAGUAGAAUUUGUGAUUCUGUGCAUCGGGCGCUUUAGAGGGACUCCAAAUAUUCCUGAUUUUCCACCAAAGAAAGGUCCAGAAGGUUUCGUUAAUGGGAAAGUUAUACACUCUAUGCAUUACUCUGCCAUGGAGGAUUCUGAAGCGACGAAAUUCGUCAAAGGAAAACGUGUUACAGUCGUUGGCUUCCAAAAAUCCGCUCUAGACAUUGCUAAUGAAUGUGCCACUGUCAACGGAGUUGAAAAUCCGUGCACGUUGUUAUACAGAAAUUUACAUUGGAAUAUACCCGCUGAUUAUAAUCCAUAUACCGUUCUUGCUUCGCUAUAUCUUAAUCGUUUCUCCGAACUGAUGCUCUACAAACCUGGUGAAGGACGAUUCCUUAGUCUCUUAGUUACUUUACUUUCACCUUUGAGAUGGGCAAUUUCAAAAUGUGUUGAAAGCUAUAUUAAAUUUAAGUUGCCCUUGAAGAAAUACGAUUUGGUCCCAGAACAUAGAUUCUCAGCAGAUGUUACUUCUUGUUCGAUCUCAAUCGCACCUAAAGAUUUCUAUGAUAGGGUAGAAGAAGGAAGCAUUCUGUUGAAGAAAUCCAAGGGGUUCGGCUUUUACACAAACGGGUUGACAUUUGACGAUGAUGCAACUGCAGCUCUAGAGUCUGAUAUUGUGAUUCUUGGUACUGGUUAUAAGGGUGACUUAAAGCUCAAAAACAUCUUCAAGUCACCAACAUUUCAGAAGCACAUUACAGAUGUCUUAAACUCCACGGUCCCAUUGUACAGAGAAUCUAUUCAUCCACGAAUUCCACAACUGGCAGUAAUUGGAUAUUCCGAGAGCUAUGCAAAUUUGUAUACAUCAGAAAUGAGGUGUCGGUGGCUAGCACAUUUUCUCGAAGACGGAUUCAAGUUGCCAAGUAUAAAAGAGAUGGAGAAAGAUAUGUUGGAGUGGGAAAAAUAUAUGAAACGCUACUCUAGUAGGGGUGCUUGUAUUGGCGCAUUGCAUACUUGGUAUAACGAUCAGUUGUGCAAGGAUAUGGGUUGCAAUCCGAAGAGGAAGAAGAGAUUUUUCGCAGAACUGUUCGAGCCUUAUGGACCAACAGACUAUGCAAACCUCACUCCCGGCAAGAAAUAAAUGAUACUAUUCAACUUUGUGCCAGUUUCCAAGGAUUUGGGACCACCUUUGUUUGUAAGAGUGAUCGAGUUCAUGUUUGUUCAUUAUCAAAAUUAAAGAUUUUUUUCUAAGAUC
Messenger RNA from Papaver somniferum (opium poppy), 1761 nucleotides. RefSeq names its product probable flavin-containing monooxygenase 1. Lineage: Eukaryota; Viridiplantae; Streptophyta; Magnoliopsida; Ranunculales; Papaveraceae. Bases 1 to 1647 code for a protein of 548 amino acids. The transcript has 5 exons. The record is from RefSeq and is a predicted model, not a curated record. Gene Ontology annotation, molecular function: N,N-dimethylaniline monooxygenase activity; flavin adenine dinucleotide binding; NADP binding.